Messenger RNA from Desarmillaria tabescens, 973 nucleotides. RefSeq lists its product as uncharacterized. NCBI's taxonomy places the organism in Eukaryota, Fungi, Basidiomycota, Agaricomycetes, Agaricales, Physalacriaceae. The transcript is spliced from 3 exons. Gene Ontology annotation, molecular function: myosin heavy chain binding; cytoskeletal motor regulator activity; calcium ion binding. Gene Ontology annotation, biological process: mitotic cytokinesis; actomyosin structure organization. Gene Ontology annotation, cellular component: myosin II complex; cytoplasm. The coding region runs from base 120 to 686 and encodes 188 amino acids. The record is from RefSeq and is a predicted model, not a curated record.
GAAGCAGGCAUGGGGCUAUUUUUAUACCGCGUCGCGGCGUAGCAUCCUAAAGCGUCACGUGGCGUGAGAUCAUUCAAAGUUCACCUCUUGGCACUUUACGCCUACGACCUCCUUUGAGAAUGUCCCGUUAUCCGACUACGCUGGACCCUGCGACGACACCGACCAAGGCGCAGAAGAAUAGAGCAAGGAGAGAACCUUCAGGUGUAUUCUCCCUGUUCCAGGCCCCCCAAAUCCAACAGUUCAAGGAGGCAUUUCAGUUGAUUGAUCACGACAAAGACGGAUGGGUUGGCGAGAGCGAUUUGAAGGAGAUUUUUGGGAGUCUGGGAAUCCAACCGUCACCAGAGAUGAUGCAAGAGCUGCUACUGGCCCGACCAGGAGAGACGAUCGUUGGCGAACGCGGGGUGAACUUUACGAUGUUCUUGACAAUGAUGAGUGAACGGCUGUUUGAGUUUGAUCCGGAGCAGGAGCUGGUAGAGGCGUUCGAAUGUUUUGAUGAGAAUGACAGCGGCUUGGUUAAGGUUGAAGAGAUGAGGAAGUGGCUGGGCGAGCUGGGAGACAGGAUGGAUGACCGCGAGAUUGACCGGCUGCUUAAAGGGCCAUUUACGGAUCGACAGGGUAACUUUAAUUAUCGUGAAUGGGUCAAAGUGCUCCGGAUAAAUGGCGAGGAGGAGGAGAACAAGAUAUGAUACUAUGAGAAAGCUAACUCUUGCGUUAGUUUACGGACUUGUAAGACCCUCCUCUUCCGUGCCAAGCUACGGUGUUGAACACAGCAACUAUUACGAUCAUGUGAUGCCAUUACUUACAGUAUUGAGAACCAGAUCAACAAAGACCUAAGAUAUACGGUAAGACCUAGACCGCCAAGGUUUCGCCUCCACUGCCUUUCGAAGGCGAAACCUGCCGAACUAGAACAAUCGCGUUACCCUCAAUCAAAUUCGUAGAAAAUACAUCAGGUUUGUGGCUGAUGAAUUCGGGU